AUGUGUAAACAGCUGAGUGAAUUUUAUUUGAGUUGCCGCAAUAAUAACAUAGAAAAAGUAAAAGAAUAUUUAAUAACAAUAACGGAAAAAGAAAUAAAUCAUCUUGAACCAAAUGGUAGCACUGCUUUACAUGCGGCUAGUUACAAUGGACACGGUGAUAUUGUUAGACUUUUACUGGACAAGGAAGCUUCAACCACAUUAAAAAAUCGUUAUGGUUAUACAGCUGAACAAGAGGCUAGAACUGAUACGAUAAAAGAAUUAUUUCAACAACGGAAAAAAGCAUUUAUAGUUAAUAAAAAAACAGGUCAAAAAUAUCCAUUAAAUGGUGUUAAACUAGAUCCAAACGGUGUUAAUGAUGCACCGAAUACAAUAAAAUUUGGAUCUAUUCAACAUUCAAUUGUUCAGCUUCCACCAAUUGUCGAUUUGAGAAGAGACUGUACCACUGUUGAAAAUCAAGAACAGAUUAACAGUUGUGUUGGUAACGCUUUAGCUGGUGCCUAUGAAUAUUUAAUUAAAAAAGAAACUGGAAAACAAGUUGAUAUAAGUAGACUAUUUAUUUAUUUUAAUGCACGUGAACUUAGGAGUCAACAGAUUCGAGAUGAAGGCUGUUAUAUUUCCGAUGCAAUCCAAACAUUAAAAAGAACAGGUGUUUGUAAAGAAUAUUUUUGGCCAUAUAAUAUUGCUAAUGUAAAUACAAAACCAUCAUCACAUGCAUAUAAAGAAGCUAGUCCAUAUACAGUUUAUGAUCGUGAAGGAAUUAGAUUAGAAGCUAAUCUUCAACAAAUGAAGCAAUCAUUAGCCGAAGGAUAUCCAUUUGCAUUUGGCUUAAUGACAUAUGAUUCAUUUGCUCAAUCAAGUCACAAUGGAGGGCAUGUAUUGAUGCCAAGUCAAAUGGAUAAACAAAGAGGACCAGCAGGACACUGUAUGUUAGCCGUGGGCUAUAAUGAUAUGCAUAAAAAAUUUAUUGUUCGAAAUUCGUAUGGAACGCAAUGGGGAGACAAAGGAUAUCUCUAUAUCCCAUACGAGUACAUGAGUAACCCGUACUAUAAUCAAGAUAUAUGGUCUAUAAGGAAAAUUGCACAGCGUAAUUCAAUACAACAACAAAUCGAAGAGACAAACGAUCAACAACAUGUUAAAGAUCAUUCAUGGUUUUGGAAUCUGGAUGAUAAUUGGAUUAAAAAUAAUUUUCAACAAUUUUAUUAUGUCCAAUCCGCCUCUUGUACACCGCAACACUUUCAACCAUUUAAUCACUCUCCUUUUUUUGGUUCAGCUAAUACUGCUCUUAAGUGUAAAGAUCAAGCACAGGCUUCAGAAACGGAUAUUGAUGAUGAGGACUGUUACAUCGAAUGGGUUAAAUAA
Didymodactylos carnosus is the source of this 1359-nucleotide messenger RNA. The record is from the annotation of a GenBank genome assembly. NCBI's taxonomy places the organism in Eukaryota, Metazoa, Rotifera, Eurotatoria, Philodinida, Philodinidae.